AUGCAGCUUCUCCUUCCCCUUGUUGGAUUAUCCAUUUCGGGCCUUGUGCAUGCUAGUGUGAGCAGUGCUGGCGCCUCGGCAACUGUAACGGGCUUCCUCUCCACUUCUUCUGGAACUCUUCAAGUUCCAAAUGGAGCUUCAUGUGCUUGCACGGAGCUUUCUCAGUCUAUGCCAAAGAACGUGAUCUUUCCCGGUUCGGGAAACUACACGACUCAGACCAUCGAUAACUACUGGGAUAUCCGGGCGAAUCUUUCUCCUGCGUGUGUUUUUGUGCCUAACACUGCUGCUGAAGUGUCCCAAGCAGUCAAGGUUAUCGGUGCCUGCAAUGCGCAGUUUGCUGUUCGCGGUGGAGGCCACAUGAACUAUCCUGGAGCGAACAACAUCGAUGCUGGAGUUCUGAUUGCCCUGUCGAAUCUGAACUCUGUCAAUGUGAAGAGCAACACCGUGGAGGUUGGCCCCGGCCUCAAUUGGUACCAGGUGUACUCAGCACUUGAGCCUCAUGGCCGUGUCUGCAUCGGUGGCCGUAUGAAGACAAUUGGUGUUCCCGGACUCAGUCUUAUCGGUGGCUUCCACUACUUCAACAACAAGUACGGAUACGCCAUGGACAAUGUGGUCACCUACGAUGUCGUUCUUGGAAAUGGAACACAGAUCACCGUCAACAAGAAUUCACACAGCGACCUUUUCUGGGCCUUGAAGGGUGGUGCAAACAAUUUUGGAAUCGUCACGAAAUUCGAAUUGAAGACUUUUGCUAUUCCCAAAGUCAGCACCACUAUCCAGGUUUUCAACGAGACAAACAUCCCCCAGUAUCUUUCGGCUGUCUGUGAGGCGGCUAAGCUAGAUGAUAAAGACCCCAUUGCUGCGGGCAUGAUCGCCACUAUCGCCUACAAUGCGACUACCAAGGUGGCACAAGGCUCUGUCCUCGGUGUCCAGGAGGGUGUCAGCAGCCCCCCAUCGCAGUUCGCCAACUUUACCAAGAUUCCAGCCGUCCAAAGAAUUCACAACGUCACUACCAUCAAGCCAUGGGCUAAUGCCCUUGACUCCCCCAAACAGAUGUUCCGUGUCCAAUUUUCUCACAAGACGAUGAAGCCCGACGCAAAGGUUCUUCUUUCCAUUUAUGAGGCUUGGAAAGCCGCAGUCGACAAGAUCGCUGAUGUCCAGGGCCUUUACCCGACUUUCGUCACUAAUGUUAUGUCCCCGACUUCAAUUCGCGUGGCCAAGACCAACGGUGUUGGCAACGUUUGGGGUCUUGAAGAAGAACCUCUUAUCAUUUGGCAAUUCAGUACCGGCUGGGCCCUAGCACAAGACGAUAUUCGCAUGGAGGGUUGGUCCCGUCAAUUGGCCGAGCACCUUCACACUAUCAACAAAGAGCUGGGAAUUUCUUCCGAGUUCGUCUACAUGGGUGAUGCUGGUGAGUGGCAAGAUCCUUAUGCGGGUUUCCCCAGUGAGAACGUCGCUCGCAUGAGAGAGAUCAGGUCUUCUUAUGAUCCCGCUGGAGUUUUCUCCACUCUUAGCUGGGGUGGUUUUAAGCUGGUCCACGCCCAAAGCAUUGCCCGCGUAUGGACACACUUCUACCCAAACUGCCCCGGCGAAGCAUUCAGCAAGCUCGACACAUACGAAAACUACCAAGAAUCUGCUCCAUCCCAAGACAUCACCGUGGACAGCUGUAAAAACUUCGCCGUCCCCUCCUACGAGCACAACCUCGUCAGCGCCAUCUCUGUCGACGCAGAGCUCCUCUUCCACAAUCACGACCUCCCCUUCCUAGAAGGCGGCAGUGGCUGCAACAUCACCGUACACGAGGUCCCGGGAUGCAUCGACCCACCCCUCAUCAGCAAAGAGAUCCAAAAUGGCGUCGAAGUCAGCCAGUGCGAGCCACGCCAGCUCGUCGCUUACAGCCAAGUCUGGGUAAAUCUUGUUUGCGACAGCGAUAGUCCCCUCCACAGCGAGAACACUCCAACAAAGGAGAACAAGAAAGUGGAUACAGAGCAGUCCACGCCUACUUCUGAGCCCGAUGCGCCUGUGCGCGCGGAGAAACAGACUUCCGUUGAGGAUAUCAGUAAUAUUCAGACACCUGGGUCGAACUCGGAUUCUUGGCGUUCCUCCCAAGUUAUGCAGAACCAGCGAGAGCCCGAGCAGGAGAGUCGAGUUAAUAAUGCUGGUCAUGCAGAGAGUGACCGGAUCAUUCAUCAGACGAUGGAGUUGUUGAAGAAUAAGACUUCCCAUAUCGUCUCCGGCAAGCACCAUGCUCCCCACUUGAAUGUUACGCUGCACCACAAUGGCACUGCCCCGGGCAAUCACACUGUGAUGUCACGUCGGCGCUUGUCUGUUUUGCGAAACAGGGCUACUCGUUUUGUUUAG
This is a messenger RNA of Penicillium expansum, 2355 nucleotides long. RefSeq names its product FAD-binding oxidoreductase. The transcript has 5 exons. The record is from RefSeq and is a predicted model, not a curated record. NCBI's taxonomy places the organism in Eukaryota, Fungi, Ascomycota, Eurotiomycetes, Eurotiales, Aspergillaceae. Gene Ontology annotation, molecular function: FAD binding. The coding region runs from base 1 to 2355 and encodes 784 amino acids.